Messenger RNA from Pleurotus ostreatus (oyster mushroom), 1416 nucleotides. RefSeq lists its product as uncharacterized. The record is from RefSeq and is a predicted model, not a curated record. Gene Ontology annotation, molecular function: transmembrane transporter activity. Gene Ontology annotation, biological process: transmembrane transport. The transcript is spliced from 13 exons. NCBI's taxonomy places the organism in Eukaryota, Fungi, Basidiomycota, Agaricomycetes, Agaricales, Pleurotaceae. Bases 1 to 1416 code for a protein of 471 amino acids.
AUGACUACCGAAGAAACGCCUCUCCUGAGGGCUGAGCAUAUUUCUGUCGACCACGAUAAUGUCUAUGAUCGCUUCAGCCCAUGGAAAAAGCGGGGUAUAUUGAUCUUGGUUUCCCUCAGUGGCCUACUUCCACUUUUUGCAAGUGGGACAUUCAUUCCUGCGAUCCCGCAGAUCGCCCAUGAUCUCGCAACUUCACCUGAGAUUGUGACCUUUACCAUCAGCAUGUCGAUCUUCGGUGCGGCCCUUGGCAGCAUGGCCAUGGCCACGUACUCAGGCUUCUACGGAAGACGACCUGUAUAUCUGGCCGGCCUCCCUUUCUUCUGUCUAGGAUCAUAUCAGAUAGCUGUCUCCCAGAACAUAUAUUAUCUUAUUGCGUGGCGCUUUAUUCAGAAUGUGGGGAUAUCCGGCGGUAUUUCCCUCGGCGCUGGAGUUAUUGGCGAUAUAUACAAGCUAGAGGAACGGGGCUUCGCUAUGGGUGUCUUUUUCGGGGCUGUCCUUCUCGGUCCCGCGAUAGCCCCCGUCACUGGAGGCAUAGCGACGCACUACGCAUCCUGGAGGAUGCUGCAGUGGGGUUUCUUGAUUUACGGCCUGGCUCUAUUGAUCUCGAUGGCGCUUUGGCUUCCAGAGACAAGUCACCCCGGUACCCUCGGUGCAGAGAAAGCUGAAGAUCAACAGCCGCAGAGUAAUGGCGGCACGCGGCGUCAAAAAUGGAGAUGGGUAUGGUUGAACCCUUUCUCCUGCCUGGGUUUACUGCGAAGCCCCAAUCUUAUGCUGGUGAUGCUAGCGGGUACAGCAGCGCUAGUCACUGAUUUUGUUCUUCUUGUACCCCUGGCAUACACAAUCGGAGCCAAGUAUGGUAUCACGAAUGAAGCCUUGAUCGGCGCCGUCUUCAUCCCUUGUGGUGUGGGCAAUAUGGUGGGCGCACCUCUGGCGGGGUACAUAUCAGAUCGAAUCAUCAUCGCUUACCGAGCUAAACGAGGGGGCGACUGGUACCCCGAGGAUCGCCUCAGAGGGACGCUAUUCGGCGCGGCGUUUUGUGUACCACUCUCCGUACUUUUCACGGGCCUCACAAUCGAGUAUGUCCCAGGGAGGAUGGGGCUGCUCCUCUGUCUCGGUUGGUUGUUCAUGAACGGCAUCGGGGCGAUUUUGAGUCCAUCCGCGGCGUACAACGUCGACAUUGUGCAUAUGAGGAGCGCAGAGGUCAUGGCGGCGAACAGUGGCUGCCGUGCACUCCUCCUCUCCUUCUUCGUUCCAGCGAUCCUACCUUCGAUCAAUCACUUCGGCGUUAUCGCGACCAACGCUGCGGCCGCGUUGAUUGCAUGGGUGGGGUUUGGGCUCUUGAUCUUCACGAUCCGCUACGGAGAACAACUACGAUCUUGGAUAGACGUCGGGUACUCAACGGUAGAAAAUAACUGA